Messenger RNA from Eriocheir sinensis (Chinese mitten crab), 7434 nucleotides. RefSeq names its product serine/arginine repetitive matrix protein 2-like. Gene Ontology annotation, molecular function: protein binding. Lineage: Eukaryota; Metazoa; Arthropoda; Malacostraca; Decapoda; Varunidae. The transcript is spliced from 7 exons. The record is from RefSeq and is a predicted model, not a curated record. Bases 505 to 4644 code for a protein of 1379 amino acids.
GCCGGGGGCGAGGGGGGCGAUGCAAGCCUCCGCGAGUCGCCGACCGCUCUGAGCCUGUACCCCCCGAGGGCCGGGGCUGUGUGCCGGGCGGGGAGGCGGGGGCAGGGGGGCAGGCGGCUGGCUGGCUGGGCGGGCGGCGAGGCAGGCCAGCCGCGGCGAGGUGAGCCGGGAAUCAGUGAGCUGUGGGAUGUUGUGGAGAGGGGACGUGCGACGCCACGGAGUGCUCACUCGUCCUGGGCCUCGCACACCCUCCGCCUGUGUCUGUGUUCCCGUCGAGGCCUGAGUUGAGACUGGCAGUGGCCUUGCCCUCCCCCUCGGUAACUAACGUCUUUGCCGGCAAGACAAGGAAAUACUCACGUUAUGGACGCGAGGGGCUGUAUGGAUUAAAGUGUUCCUAAAGUGCAAUGUGACUUUAAAGUUACUUCUUCACCGAAGUAGACUUUACAAAGUUAUUAUUGUUGACAAGGACUGGCGUGAGCCGCGUGUCGUCUGCCUGUCGUCACCAUGAUCGUGUGCACCUCAUACCAAGAAGAAAGACAUAUCGUCCAGAGCGAAGGAGGCGGCGGCAGCGUCAGUGUGGCCACCUGUGAACACCGCUUCUCCUCCACGGGCGGGGCGCCGCCCCCCUACUCCAGGCUGCCCCCGGAUGGACAUGAGUUCCCCAGCAACUACGCCGAGGGCCUACCCGAUAAAAUGUCUCGCUACGCCCGCUACUCCCGCCUGGCCAUGGAGCUAGACAGCCCCGGCAGCCCUCCGCCCUCAGCCGCCCCAACUCCCACCACGCCCCGCACUCGCUCGGCCCCCGGCACGCCCCUUGGCCCGCCCCCGCCCAUACCCCGCUCCUCCUCCUCAACCAAGACCUACAGCAACGAAAAGACCCAAGAUUCAGGCAACAACAAGUGGGCGGGAGGUGAAGAGCGCCGGUCCCGUGAGCCGACCCCCACACGCAGCCGCUGGCGCAGACAGGACGAGCGCAGCGAGAGGAGCGUCCGAGAUAAGAUCGCCAUGUUCUCCACAGACGGCCCGGACCAGCCUCACCCCAAGACCAGGAAGCUGGACAAACAGGAGGGAGAGGAAGGCACGAUGAAGCGCUCCUUCACUGAAGAUGAUGUGCGCCUCGACAAUUCCGGCAGCUCCAGCAACAAAAAUGGCCGGGACACCCACAGCAACCCGCGCUCGCUGAGCAAGACUAACGUGUUCAGCUCCAUGAUCAACGUAAGUACUUCAGAGCCGAAAGACAACACCAAACAUAUUUCAACAGCCUCCAGUGAGGUGGAUAUUCGACAAGAAACUCCACCCACACCGCGGGGUAACGGCAUGCGGGAGGAGAAGAGGCCAGACGAUGAGUCCAGUGCCAGCGGACUCCACUCACGGUCACAGUCUCUUAUUGACAUUGGUCGCUCGUCUCUCACAAAGCGUCACAGCGUGGGAGCCUACGACAGGCCGUCCGUGUACCAGUAUGGCAUCGAGAAGCCGGAGGAGCGAGAGCGGCGCACGUCACUCACAAACCUGAUCGAGCAAAGAAGGAAGAGCUUUGGCUCAAAACUUCUUGGACUCGUGAUCCCCGAGAGCCGCGGCAGCGAGGGCGGGGACAAGGCCUCCAUUGACCUCCCUCGCAUCUCAAGUGUUCCGCCAACGACGGCAUCCAAGACCAUGUCCCUCCCGCGGGAAGGCCAACGCUCGCCUAGACUCUACAAGGCAGAUUCCAUUUCCAGCAUCGACUCCUGCGAGUCCAACACCAGCCGGCACAGCUCCCUCAACGCCCCGCCCUGGAAGAGCCACGGGACCAGCACGUUACCCAAGUAUUCACCUGCAUUUAAGCGGAAGAACAUGACUGUCUUCAGCAAGUCAGACAACCUUCCACCUCCCAGCGGCCGCUCCCACAGCGCUUGCAGCUCCUCCCCAACAAGUGACCUCUCGCAGCCGUCCCCAACACCGAUGUCACAUUCGCCCCCCAAGAGUCUGGAAAACAUUUCCCCGCCCAGCUCAGAGCACACGUAUGACAUGAACGAAGGGAGGUACAACAGCGACAAGCACAGCUACAGCAAGUUGUCCCUUUCACAAAAGAAUUCCUUGGAAUCUCGCCUCAAUAGAGCCGAAGACAGCGACAACGACUCGGCGGUCAGCUCCACCCAGUCAAGCUACUCUCAGGGCAUGUCACCCCCGUCCUCCCCCAUGCCAGAACAAGACGAGCUCGAGGACCGCCGUGGCAGAGGCUACAGGUCGCGGCUAUCCCAACAAAACUCUCUUGACGAACAGGAAGCCGCCAGAAGGGUUCUGAAACGCGGAAGCAUCGAGGCUGAGAACAGAAGGAACGUGAUUAAUUCUGCGAGAGUCAGUUCAGGAAGGAACAGCGACGAACACCAGACUCCAGAAAUCAUCCGCAAGUACUCCAGCGCCUCAGACAAGGGCGAGGACUCGGACCGGUUCCCGCAGCGGCUGGAUACGGAGCUGCGGGACGGACCGAAGGUGACGGGCUUGCGGCGGCAGGCGUCUACUUCAUCCACGUCAUCCACAGCGUCGUCCCGGCGGUCAUCUCAUGAUUCAUCGAGGCGGAACUCAAGAGAUUCUGUCAUCCACGUCACCAAACAUGAUGAAGCGAAGGUCUCGGCGGAGCCUGUUUACUUUGACCAGGAGGGAGAAAUGUAUAAAGAAUCCCAGCUAAAAGUUGCUUAUGUAAAUGAAAUCACCGACGACUACGAGCAGCUGAACGACGCCAACGCCAAGGAAGUGAUCGCUGAGGUUCCUCUUUCAUCGCCGCCAUCACGGCGGACUCCAGAGACAAAGGAGGCCCCAGAGGCAAACCAGACCGCGUCCUCCCCGCCCAGGAAGGGAACGAACCGCUGGGCUAAGCUGGAGAUGAAGUACGGAUCGAACAACACAAAUUCAGAUAUCGAGACGAAAAUUCAACGAAUGAGAAGAGCUUCAGACUCCAGCUCGCCUGACCGCACCAAGAAAAAAUCAGGAGGGUUCCGCGCCCUGGCCGAGAAGUGGCAGCAGCGUGCCGAAGAGGACACGGCGGCGCCCCCACACCCCACCCUGGCGCGCCGGGAGAGCAACAGCCGCCUCGAGGCUCCGGUACGAGCCUCACGACAGUUUGAAGAGAGAGCGGCAGCCCCACCCGCCCAUGACAGGCCGGCGCGUCCCUCCAGACUGUACGACGACCAGACGGAAGUGGACGGCGGCCAGGCGGCCCAUUCAGACAACUACAGCGAGUCCACGCAAUCCUCGUCCAACAGUCUCAGCAGCAGUGGCGACAGCCGCUCCGAGAACCUUGACAUUCCUCGUGCAGAAGUUCCUGACCGCAAGCUGUCGAUGCCGGAGUACGGCAGCGCCGGUGUCAAGAUGCGCGACCGUCGAGAGGGCGGGGCAGGCGGCGCUCCCUCCCGACCCACUAGUCUGAUCGAGGGCGGCGACGGGGGCGUGAUGGACUCCCAUUACUUAACCACCUGCUCCCAGCUUAGCCCCGCCGCCUCCACGGACUCCCGCGACGAUCUCUUCACUCCCGAGACGUCGCUAUCGCGCACCGCCAGCAAGGAGGUCCUCGAUGCCUUCUCUCGCCCUCGUGCCAACAUCGGCGUGUCGCUUCCUCGCGCAGGGGCCUCUAGCACACCCAAAAUGGCUGACAUCAUGCGAGCCUUUGAGCGCCAUGACCUGGGGAAGCGCGGGCCCAUGAGCGGAGGGUCGUCGCACCUUCGUAUGUCGUCGAUGGACUCCACGAACAGCGACGAGGGGCUGAUGGGCGCGCACUAUGGCUCCGUGACCUCCCUGGCGUCUGGGCAGCGUGACCAGUAUGGUUCCAUCACCUCGCUCGCCUCCUCCACGUCCCUGAUCUCCCCCCAGGAACUGGCUCAGCUGAUCGAAGAGGCCAACCAGUCACUGGAGGAGUCGGGAACGCCCUCACAUGAGAUCCUGGUGGUGGUGCUGCACAGAGAAGUCGUCGCCCACGGCUCCAUCGGCAUCACACUUGCAGGCGGGGCUGACUACGAGGCCAAGGAGAUCACCGUCCACAAGGUCAUUCCUGGCAGCCUAGCGGAUCGCGACGGACGCAUCCAGCGCGGAGACCGAGUCCUGUCCAUCAACGGCAAGAACCUCCGAGGCGUCACACACAAGGAGGCUCUCAGCAUACUCAAGUCACCAAGGCCAGAGGUUGUUCUUGUGCUGUCCAGAAGUCGGUCAGUCACCCCGCAGGAGUCCAACAUGACAGAGUCUGACGGCAGCUUCAUCCACCGUCCGUCCCUCAUCAACCACGUCACGUCCCCAAGGCCUCCAAAGAUCCUCGAGUCGCCCAUGGACAGCAAAAGUCUCAUCUCAGAUGUAGCUGCUAUGUCAGUUCCCAGAGGUCCUCCAUUCACCAUUACCCUCGUGAAGGAUGGUGCAGGGCUUGGCUUCUCGUUGGAGGGUGGCAAAGACUCACCACUCGGCGACCGUCCACUUACUGUAAAGAAGAUAUUCAGUGGUGGUGCAGCGGACAAGGGCGGCGUCCUCAAGGUUGGCGAUGAGUUGGUCAGCGUGAACACCGUUGACGUGACGGGGAUGGCAAGGAUCGAGGCGUGGAACUUCCUGAAAAAGUUACCAGAUGGCACAGUUACUCUCGUCCUCAGGCAGAAGCUGGACUACACGGCUGCGAAAAAUGAAGAAUGAAGUUUUUAUAGUAUGCUGUAAAUCACUGUAAUCAUUAUGCUGUGGUGAAAUGUAGAGAUACUGGUUGUGGGAUCAGUGCUUGUUGUUAUCUACCUUUAUUUGUCCUGGAAACUAUUAUGUUCACUUUCAGUUAUAGUUUUUCCAUCCAUUACCUAAUACAUUAUAUACCUGAUAUUCUCAACAAGUCGUUAUUUUUACAUAAUUAAAAAGAUGUUUCUUAAGAUUUCCUACUCGGUGCUAAAUGUCAUGUUGGUUUUCCUGAGCUCUAACACUGGCAUAAAAUACUUAGAGUGCAUGAUCUGUAUGAGCAUUACAGUGAAGUUUGAUGCCAACUAAGCUAAAUCAAGCACAGUAAUUUUGCAGUGAUGGAUACUUCAGGUUGAUACUUGACCAGUAUACAGCAGUGCAAAUACUUCUCCCCGAAUUUAUAUCAUAUACAAGAAACUGAUUGGGGGAGAAGCUGGAGUCACUGGAUGAGGUCACAGAGAGUUUAGCUAUAUUGAGUAAUUGUCACUGUAUUUAUCUCAAUCACUUAUUGGGCUUCUAAUUCUUAUUCUGUGCAGCAAUUAAAUUACCAGGGAACACUGUUUUCAGUGUUUUGUUUGAGCUCUGCAAUUAAAUCAUAUUUUGUCAUGAAGUAAUUGCUGUUUAUUGAUUUAUUUUCUAUCAUGUUUUCUAGUUCAUUGAUUAUAUUGUCUUUGUAAAAAAAUAGGAUACCAGUGAUGUUUGUUGAUUUGUAUAUCUAGUUUUAUGCAUAGUAUUAUAUUCAUGUGUAUAAAAUAGGAUGAAAAAGUUAGAUAAAAAUUCAAAUAAUUAUAUUGUAAAAACUCAAAUUUAUGUUGGCACUAUUUGCCAAUGAUAAGUCUUCAUGAUUUACAUAGAAUUUGACUGCUUCCAGUAAAGACAAUUUAAGGUUUACAAAUAAUCUCAUGCCUUAUUAACGUGUGUACUAGCUCACAAAGAUUGAUAUUUUUAACACAAAGUAUGCAUCAGACUCAUCAGAGUUAAAUAUUUAUUUAUAACACAUGAUUUCAACAUGAAAAUGAUUAGGAAUUCAACUUUUAAAAUCCCUAUUGUGCAUGUCCUCACCGACACUCUCCCACUUUUUUUUCCAUCUUUGGUUAUUGUUGUCAUCCACUUUGAAAAGUGGAAAUUAAUAUGAAGCUCAAAUUUAGUAUCAAAAUCACCACCAUUACUGUUGUGAAGUGAAGUGACUAAGAAGUUUUCCUGUAGGAAAAUACAUAUAAUUAUGUAUACUUACAGUGCAUGAUUCUGUCAUUACUGCACAGUAAUUGAUGGAAAAUUAAAAGUUAUAUUGUAUUUUGUUUACAAUGUUGUAAGAAGAUGACAUGCAUUUGAAAUGACUGGGGGAUUAGCAUCACAAUCACACUUACCUUUUCUCGUUCAUAAUUAUGAGAAAUUUGGUGGAGGUGGUUAUGAUCUUCAAGGAGUCCUAUGUAACUUAAUGACUUCAGUUUUUACAUUACAGUGGUUCAUUUUAGGUGUGAGUGACUCAUGCACAUAAGGCAAAAAAGAUCCCGAAGACUUGAUUCUCAUUCUGCAGUAUCAUUUAUUUAACAUGCUUUUUAUUCUUGAUCAAGACAACUGGUGAGGGCAUAGGACUAAUGGCAGACAUGAGUCACAGCUGGCCAUCUGUACACUGUGGUGAGAGUGGUGCUAGGGACUGACGGCCUGUGUGGCAGCCCCUCUAGAUGUAGGGGUUGACUGGCUUGUGUGGCAGCCCCUCUAGAUAUAUGUAGGAUCUGGCUGACCUGUGUGACAGCCCCUCUCAAUGUAGGGGCUGACUGGCCUCUCUGGGUUUCACAGAUUCCACACGUUACACCGUCUUACACAAGCGUUGAGUGACAGUGACGAGAACCAAGUGGAAUCUGAGGCGUUGGUGCGUAAUGUAUGAAUGCCAACCCUCGUCUGUGAUAGGCGCAUUUCUUUAUGCUGGUGGAUGGAUACAAGCAUUUUCCGUGUAGGACCGAGUCAUGCUGCAAACAGUUACUUACAGACUCGUCCUGCAUCAUGUGGAAACUUACCACACAUACAAUUCCAUCUGCAUACAGGAAUAUGUCACAAUAUUCAUAUAUUUAUCAUUUUUAUAGAGAUGUAAUGUUUAGGUUUUCAUUUGUUUUCGUGAAAAGUACUUAUUUUAUAUUGCACUUAUCAAUGUUAGGAUUUUGUGGGUGAAUAGAAAGUGUUUUACAGACUACAUAAGUAUAUCUGUUAGUUUGCUUUCAUGUAGUAGCAUUUGUAUUUUGGAUUUGUUUAGUAUGUCACAAUUAGAGACAAAACUCUUGUCUUCACUAUUAUGUAAUCUGGCAGCGAGAAAACUGGUGUGAUUCAAUAUCCUCGGCGUGCCCGCAGCGAGCCUUGGCGAUGCUGCGCCACGCUUACUCUGUAUCAUAAUGUACAUAGUAUUUUUAUAAAGAUUCACUCAUUACAUAUUCAUAUAUUGCUUUUUUAUCAGAUUUAAUGCUAUUUACUAUGCUGUAUAAGGUAUUCUAUUUAACCAUGGCCAACAGAUGCAAUGGCUCUUUACAGUAUCCUGGUUUGGUCGAGCAGAGACCAAUUCAAAAUCCAUUGCAAAGACUGUAUACAUCACUAAUAUUUUGGGCGUCUGCUUUGAAUGUGCUGGGUAUGCUUCUUUAGUGUAUCCAUUGUCUUCCUUUAAUGAACAGAAAACUUGAACCCUUCCUCUGUACAUAGCAUCAGAACAAUGAUCAUGUUAUUAGCGCCUCAGCUUUAUAUGGGAAAGCGGACCAAAUAAAGAUAAACUGAAAU